Molecule: messenger RNA, 1853 nt
Organism: Trifolium pratense (red clover)
Lineage: Eukaryota; Viridiplantae; Streptophyta; Magnoliopsida; Fabales; Fabaceae
Product: pentatricopeptide repeat-containing protein At5g56310-like
Exons: 2
Coding region: 87-1712 (541 amino acids)
Biological process (GO): RNA modification
Molecular function (GO): protein binding; RNA binding
Source: RefSeq, a predicted model, not a curated record
AUAAUAGUUGCUUGCUUCAACAUCCAUUGAUCACACCACUAUGAUAAUCUAUUCUAAAUAACCAAACUUAAACCGCACUAUUACCUAUGAAUUCAUCAGUAAUUCGAACACUCUCCAACACAAAACAACAUUACCAAAAACAAAUAACCUCAUCACAAUACCAACUCCAACAACUACUCUCUAAUUGCACCAACCUAACUCACCUUCAACAAACCCAUUCCUUCAUGCUCAAAACAUCACUCGACCAAAACGACAUCAACCUCUCCCGUUUCAUUCACAAAUCCGCUUCACUCAAUUUCCCAAACUACUCUUACUCUAUUUUCACUUCCAAUCACAACCGUCCAUUACCCAUCUUUGUCUACAACAACGUUAUUUGGGCUCUUUCUUCAUCUAACCCUACACGUGCCGUCUCGUUAUUCAAUGUUGUUCGUAGUUUUGAAUUGUCGUUUGAUUCUUAUUCUUUGCCUUAUGUUAUGAAAGCUAUUGUUUCAUUAAACGACGUUGUUUUGGGAAAACAGGUUCAUUGUGUUGGUAUUGUUACUGGUUUGGAUUGUUAUUUAUCUGUUGUUAGUUCGAUUAUUCAAAUGUAUUCUUGUUGUUGUAAUGAUGUUGUUUCUGCUCGGAAGAUGUUUGAUGAUGAUGGGUUUGGAAAAAAUGGGUCUGUUUGGAAUGCUAUGAUCGCUGCUUAUGCUAAAGUUGGUGAUGUUUGUAAUGCACGGAAGUUGUUUGAUUCUAUGCCUCAAAUGGAUAAGGAUGUUAUUUCAUGGACUACUCUUAUUUCGGGUUACACGCAGACUCAUAAUCCCAAUGAAGCUAUUAAGCUCUUCCGUAGAAUGCAGCUAGAGAAUGUGAAACCAGAUGAAAUUGCAAUUUUGGCUGUACUAUCUGCCUGUGCUGAUUUGGGUGCUCUUCACUUGGGAGAGUGGAUUCACAACUACAUUGAAAAGCACAAGUUGAACAAGAUUGUUCCUAUUUACAACUCACUCAUAGACAUGUAUGCCAAAUCCGGCAACAUACACAAAGCACUACAAUUAUUUGAGAAUAUGAAGCAUAAAACAAUUAUAACAUGGACAACAAUGAUCACCGGGCUUGCUUUACACGGUCUAGGAAAGGAAGCCAUUCAUAUAUUUUCCUGCAUGGAGAAAGAGGGUCGAGUGAAGCCCACUGAAGUCACCUUUAUCGCCGUCCUUUCUGCUUGUAGCCAUGUUGGAUUGGUAGAACUAGGCCGCGAUUAUUUCACGUCUAUGAGGUCUAGAUAUGGAAUUGAACCUAAGAUUGAGCAUUAUGGUUGCAUGAUUGAUUUGCUUGGACGUGCUGGCCAUCUUCAAGAAGCGAAAGAACUGGUUUUGAGGAUGCCCUUUGAACCAAAUGCAGCUAUAUGGGGAUCACUGCUUGCUGCCUCAACUAGAUGUGGUGAUGCUGAGCUAGCAGAGGAAGCUUUGCGCCAUCUCACGGUGUUGGAGCCUGGCCAUAGCGGAAAUUAUUCACUCUUGUCCAAUACCUAUGCUUCACUCGGUAGAUGGAGUGAAUCUCGGGAGGCAAGAAAGGUUAUGCGGGAUGCAGGUGUCGAAAAGAUGCCGGGUGUCAGUUUUAUUGAGGUGAACAGUAGAGUAUUUGAAUUCAUUGCUGGAGACAAAUCAAGCAUUUACUUUGUUGACAUAUUUGAUAUCUUGCAUAACUUAGAUUUGCAAAUAAAAAUACAGACCCAUUAGAUAUUUAUGGGAGUUGAUUUCCUUGCUGCUGGAUUCCAAUUUGUGUGACUGUAAAUUCCUGACUAGAGGUUUUUAAUACCAUCUUGUCCCGUACAUAUCCCAGCUCUUUUUAAGAAGAUAGGUUUGUUGAUUUCUUAAAUA